CUCUGCCUCGCUGCGACGCUCCUCUCUGUCUCUGCCCGGCACGAAGCGACGCUGCCCCUUGCACAGCACUCACGACACGCCAUCGCCGCGACCCUACCCAUUCACACAACAGCAGGCGCGCACCGCCGGCGACCAUGGCCGUCUUCUCAAGAAUCACCUUGCUAGCUGGCACGGCCGCGCGCUGCGUGCACGCCAUGAACCGCCGCGGCCUCGCGAUGGCGAAUCCCACCGCCACGUUCAAGACGACGAAGGGCGAGUUUAAAGUAGAGCUCUUCCAGGACCAGCUGCCGAUCACGACGUCGAAUUUCAAGGACCUCGCGACGUCCGGCUUCUACGACGGCCUGACGUUCCACCGCGUCAUCAAGGGCUUCAUGUGCCAGUUCGGCUGCCCGAACUCGGCGAACCCGCAGUCGCCGAUCGCGGGCACGGGCGGCCCGCCGGGCAACACGCAGUACACGUUGCCUGAUGGUAGCGUGAUCCAGCGCGACGGUGGCGGCAACAUCCCCGACGAGCUCGUGGGCGAGAUCUCGAACGAGGUCGGCACGAUCUCCAUGGCCAACACGGGCGCCCCCAACAGCGGCGGCUCGCAGUUCUUCCUGAACACGAAGCACAACGCGUUCCUGGAUUACUUCGACAACAGCACGCCCUCCAAACAUCCGGUUUUUGGCAAGGUCGUCGAUGGCAUGGACGUCGUCUCCGCGAUCGAGGGCGUCCCGACGGACGGCCGGGACAAGCCGAUCGAUGCCGUGCGCGUGGAGAGCAUUACGAUCGCGGAGUAGAUUCGAGGUGCGCGGUCGCCUAGUAUUAUUCUAAUAUUCACAAGAAGAGAGUUUACCAAACACCGUGUGUGUGUGUACAAGUUCGUCUUUGGCGCGU
Messenger RNA from Pelagomonas calceolata, 876 nucleotides. NCBI's taxonomy places the organism in Eukaryota, Pelagophyceae, Pelagomonadales, Pelagomonadaceae. The record is from the annotation of a GenBank genome assembly.